Molecule: messenger RNA, 1641 nt
Organism: Exserohilum turcica Et28A
Lineage: Eukaryota; Fungi; Ascomycota; Dothideomycetes; Pleosporales; Pleosporaceae
Exons: 1
Coding region: 110-1540 (476 amino acids)
Biological process (GO): amino acid transmembrane transport
Cellular component (GO): vacuolar membrane
Molecular function (GO): amino acid transmembrane transporter activity
Source: RefSeq, a predicted model, not a curated record
CGCCUCUCUUCCUCCUCCUCCUCCACCUCCUCCCACACACUGCCCUGCUCCAGAGCGAGUAUAUAGCAUUCCUCUCCACUCGCAACCCCCCCCCGAGCCCACGCCCACCAUGCAGGAGGUACCGCACCACGCCUACUCGACCGGCGCCCAAGACGCCCCGCCCUCCAAGUACCGCCUUGACGACCUCUCCUCCGACGGCCGCAAGAGCGACCCCGAGCUCAUGAUGCCCGUCGACAAGACGGCCACGGUCCAGGAGGGCUCGGAAAAGUUCCACCGUCUGGGCUGGAAGCAGCUGACCGUCUGCCUGAUUGUCGAGGCCAUUGCCCUGGGCUCCCUCAGUAUCCCCAGCGCCUUUGCUACCCUCGGCAUGGUUCCCGGUGUCCUCCUCAGUGUUGGCCUUGGUCUCGUGGCCAUUUACACGUCGUACGUGGUCGGCCAGGUCAAGAUGCGCUACCCCCACGUCAACCACUACUCGGAUGCCGUGGCCCUCAUCUGGGGCCCCUUUGGACGCGAAUUGACUGGUGUCAUGUUUGCCCUCUUCCUGAUUCUGCUCGUUGGAUCCCACGCCCUCACGGGAACCAUUGCCUUUAUCAACAUCACGGGCGAUCUCAAGACGUGCGCGCUUGUCUGGAGCAUCGUUUCCCUCGUCAUCCUCCUGGUCCUUGCGCUGCCCCCCACGUUCCACGACUUUGCCUUUUUGGGAUACAUCGACUUUGUCAGCAUCAUUGCCGCCAUCAUGAUCACCAUUAUUGCGACUGGCGUCCAAGCGCACGACCAGCCCGGUGGCCUCAGCGCCGUCAACUGGUCCGCCUGGCCCCAGCCCGGAACCACCUUCUACGAGGCCUUCCUUGCUACCACCAACAUCAUCUUUGCCUACUCGUUUGCCGUGUGCCAGUUCUCCUUCAUGUCGGAGAUGCACACCCCCAAGGACUACGUCAAGUCCAUCUGGGCCCUUGGUCUGAUUGAAAUCUUCAUCUACACCGUCACGGGUGCUCUCAUCUACGCCUUUGUUGGCCAGAGCGUCAAGUCGCCUGCCCUGCUUUCGGCUGGCCACACCGUCUCGCGCAUUGCCUUUGGUAUUGCUCUUCCAGUCAUCUUCAUCUCGGGUUCCAUCAACGGCACCGUCGUCUGUCGCUACAUCAUGGACCGUGUGUUCCCCAACUCGCCCAUCCGUUUCGUCAAGGAUGCACGCGGCUGGACCGUCUGGGUCGGCCUCAUCUCGGCCUGCACCGUCCUUGGAUGGAUCAUUGCUGAGGCCAUCCCCUUCUUCAACGCCCUGCUUGGUCUCAUCUCGUCGCUCUUCAUCUCUGGCUUCACCUUCUACUGGCCUGCCCUCUUCUGGUUCCAGCUCGUCAAGGAGGGCAGCUGGAACUCUUCUGCCAAGAACAUUGCUCUCAGCGCCUUGAACCUGCUUGUCCUCAUCAUCGGCAUGGUUGUCUUGGGCGCCGGAACAUACUCGUCUGUCGAAGACAUUACCCACCAGUACAAGUCUGGCCACGUCAGGAGCCCCUUUACCUGCAAGGCCGAUGCCUACACGUAAACGAAUCAUUAUGCUCAUCAUCAUGUAUAUAUAUAUCCCAAAAAGCCUUUCUUUGCAUAGGGCAUUGCUUUUUUUGCUUUACGACAUCAUGGUUCUUUGCU